AUCAUCAUAGCUGUCUCAGAGCCAAACAAGACAGAGCCACCACGCGCCUCCCCUCCCGGCACGCACGCACCAAGCAGAGCAGAGCAGCCGCCGGCGAAGAGCAGAGGAAGGCGGCGAUGGGGAACAGCCUGCGGUGCUGCCUGGCGUGCAUGCUCCCCUGCGGCGCGCUGGACGUCGUCCGCGUGGUGCACCUCAGCGGCCACGUCGACGAGUUCACCUGCCCGCUCAUCGCCUCCGACGUGCUGGCCGCGCACCCCAGCCACGCGCUCACCGCCGCGGGCUCCGCCGGCGCCGCCAGGAGGAUCGUCAUCGUGUCGCCCGACUCCGAGCUCAGGCGCGGCCGCAUCUACUUCCUCAUCCCCACGGCGUGCUCCGCGCCGGCGGCCGAGCUGAAGCGGCCCAAGCAGCAGCAGCAGCAGCAGGGCCACGGCGAGUGCCAGUCCAAGACGAAGAGGCGCCACGGCCACGGCCACCGCAAGGGCGGCGCGGCGGUGGCCGCCGCGGCGAGCACGGCGGAGCAGGACAACUACCUGCGGGAGCUCCUGUCGGAGAAGCGGGAGUCGGACCACCGGCGGCGGCGCAGCAGCAGCGCCCGCGCCGGCGUGUGGCGGCCGCGGCUCGAGAGCAUAGCGGAGGAGCCCUCCGACUAGCAACUAGACUGAUUUUCCACUUCUUUUGCCUCUCUUCUUCCGCCUUCGUUUUCGAUCUUCCGCUGUGAAUAUGAUUGAUCGAUUGCUGAGGAGCCAUUUUGACUCUCCGUCAAGCUUAAUCUCCUUAAUCCUUAUGGAAAGUGUGAGGAUGCUCAUUCAUUUUGGCUCGGAAGUCGAUUGGGAAAUUGAAAAAAAUGAAAAGAUCGCAAGAUCUAAAGUUUGUACAAACAGACUGUGGACUGGGCUCGUUGAUUUGUUUAUUCCCG
This is a messenger RNA of Triticum aestivum (bread wheat), 916 nucleotides long. RefSeq lists its product as uncharacterized. The coding region runs from base 117 to 650 and encodes 177 amino acids. The record is from RefSeq and is a predicted model, not a curated record. NCBI's taxonomy places the organism in Eukaryota, Viridiplantae, Streptophyta, Magnoliopsida, Poales, Poaceae. The transcript has a single exon.